This is a messenger RNA of Tinamus guttatus (white-throated tinamou), 253 nucleotides long. The record is from RefSeq and is a predicted model, not a curated record. Lineage: Eukaryota; Metazoa; Chordata; Aves; Tinamiformes; Tinamidae.
CACAGAAUACAUGGCUUUAGAUGACGAGACGGAACUGGAAAUGGAUGAGCUCAACCAGCAUGAAUGUAUGGCUUCUAUGACCACUCUGAUUAAACAUAUGCAGAGAAACCAGAUCACACCCAGAGUGGAGGAGGGAACAGUUCCAGUAGACCUUCCUCUUUGGAUGAAAUUUCUGCAUGGCAAGUUAGGAAACCCAUCAGUACCACUGAACAUUCGCCUCUUCAUUGCAAAACUUAUUGUUAACACUGAAGAU